AGCCAUGUGUGGCAGUGAUGACAGUUUUGACGACUUUGUACCAGAUAGUCAAGAGCCAGCAUCUUCGCGUACCCGAAAUCAGGAUCAUCUCGACGAUGACGAGGUUCCCUGCUCACAAAGGCCAGAUGCUGCCAACGACACUAUGGUUGAAGAUCUCGACGAGGGAGACGAGCCAGCUCAUGACGAAUCUGAGGACAUCAUCAAAAUUCUCGUUGCCACUGAUAUUCAUUGCGGUUAUGGAGAAAAUAAAGCCAACAUUCAUAUGGAUGCCGUCAACACUUUUGAAGAAGUGCUUCAAAUUGCCACUGAACAAAAAGUCGAUAUGAUUUUACUUGGAGGAGAUCUUUUUCAUGAAAAUAAUCCAUCUAGAGAAGUUCAACAUCGUGUUACACAAUUGCUCCGUCAAUAUUGCUUGAAUGGGAAUCCAAUCGCGUUGGAGUUUCUCUCAGAUGCUUCUGUCAAUUUUAAUCAAAGUGUGUUUGGUCACGUGAACUAUUACGAUCAGAAUUUGAAUGUCGGUCUUCCAAUUUUCACAAUUCAUGGAAAUCAUGAUGAUCUAUCAGGAAAAGGACUUACUGCUCUUGAUCUUCUUCACGAAUCUGGACUUGUAAAUCUGUUUGGAAAGCACAGCAACAUUCAGGAGUUUAUUGUUUCACCAAUUUUGCUUAGAAAAGGAGAAACUCGUUUGGCGUUAUACGGAAUUGGAAGUCAAAGAGAUGAUCGUCUUGUUCGAGCAUUCAAAAAUAAUAGUAUUUCAUUUUUGCGGCCAAACGCUGGCGCCGAGGAUUGGUUUAAUUUGUUUGUCCUCCAUCAAAAUCGUCCACGGAGAGCCAUGCACCGAUCGACAGGAAACUUUCUUCCCGAAUCUCUGAUUCCUCAAUUCUUUGACCUUCUUAUUUGGGGACACGAACACGAAUGUAAACCUGAUCCUCAAUAUGUUGCUUCAUCGGAAGCUGUUGGUGAUGGAUUUUACAUUCUUCAACCAGGAUCGACUGUUGCUACUUCGCUCACUCCGGAAGAAGCCCUGCAGAAAAAUGCAUUCCUAAUAAAGAUUAAAGGAAGAAAGUUUGCUUCAAAGCCUAUUCCUCUUCAAACAGUUCGUCCAAUGGUUUGCGAUGAGCUUCUUCUUGAUAAAAUACCUCCAGGAAGUAGACCGAUUUUGAAAACUGAUCGUCCAAAACACACGGAUGGCCGAUACAUAGAUGAAAUUGCCAUUGAAGCGAAAAUAAAUGAAAUGAUUACAACAGCGAAAGCCAAGAGACGACCACGGCAACCUGAAUUACCUUUGAUUCGACUCAAAGUGAUCUAUGAUGGUGAUUGGCUCAAUAUUACUCCAGCAAAUGCUAAAAGAAUUGGUCUUCGUUAUGAAAAUGUAGUGGCAAACGCAGUGGAUAUGGUUUUUAUCAAGAAAAAUAAUAAGCCAAAGGAGGGAAAAUUACAAACCGAAAACGAGAAAAAUAUAACUGAAAUGGCCGACGAGAUGGGACAAGUUUCUGCAACCAAUUUGCAAACUAUCAUUAACGACUAUUUCAUAAACCAGCCUCUAGUGGAUCAAAUGACAGUGCUCAAACCGAUAGGAAUUGGAAGAGCUUUAGAGCAAUAUUCAGCAAUAGAAGAAGGUGGUCUUGCUACAUCUGCGAAUCGUAACUUUGAUAGUUGUUUGAUGCAUCAAAUUGACGUUGUUCGUAAAACAUUGAAAAAGAUGCCUCUGCCUCCGAUUAACGAUCCAUCGGAUUUAGACAAAUUCCGUGAUCUGAUCACCAAGGAUUUAUACGAUAUGAAAAAAGCCGAUAGCGAAAGAUUCAAGAAUCCUGUUGCCGAUGUUGAAAUGGAAGAAGAUGAAGACGAUCCUCAAUACUAUAUGCCUCCACAGUCUACUUCGAGAACAAAUUAUGCUAGCGGCAGUGAAGAUGAAGUGGCAAAUUCUGAUGAAGAAAUGGGAAGCAGUAUCUCGAGACAUUCGAAGCAACCUACCACACGUGGUAGAGGUCGUGGUGCCAGAGGAGCAGGUGCUUCACGAGAAACUACUCGUGGAAGAUCCAAUAAAGUUGUUUCAACGCGACAAAUCGAUUCAGAUGGAUUCGAAAUUAUCAAUGAUUCGCCGUCUCCGCCUCCAGCUUCACGAUCAACCAGAGGAAAAGCAAGAGGAAAAUCAGCUCCAUCCAAGAAAAGGGAUCUAAGUUUCUUCUAAAUAAUUGUAUUUUCACUUAUCUCAUUUACCGGUUUGAAUGAUACUCUUUCAUGUUCGACAUUCUCAACCUGUUUUAUCUAGAAUAUCCCGUAUGAACUUCUUCUCUCGCCCAGUAAACGGAUAAAUUUGAUAAUUUAAAAGGAACAAAAUGUUUUCUUAUAAGUUUUUAUUGUGAAUUAAAUUUGACCAAAAUAAAGUUCUGUGCACAGU
This is a messenger RNA of Caenorhabditis elegans, 2401 nucleotides long. It is a transcript of the gene mre-11, whose product is annotated as Double-strand break repair protein mre-11. Gene Ontology annotation, cellular component: chromosome; nucleus; Mre11 complex. The coding region runs from base 5 to 2191 and encodes 728 amino acids. NCBI's taxonomy places the organism in Eukaryota, Metazoa, Nematoda, Chromadorea, Rhabditida, Rhabditidae. The transcript has 8 exons. Gene Ontology annotation, molecular function: manganese ion binding; endonuclease activity; 3'-5'-DNA exonuclease activity. Gene Ontology annotation, biological process: double-strand break repair. The record is from RefSeq and is marked reviewed.